Molecule: messenger RNA, 255 nt
Organism: Blastomyces dermatitidis ER-3
Lineage: Eukaryota; Fungi; Ascomycota; Eurotiomycetes; Onygenales; Ajellomycetaceae
Exons: 2
Coding region: 1-255 (84 amino acids)
Source: RefSeq, a predicted model, not a curated record
AUGAGCUCUAAGAAGAAGUUGACAGCUGUGAAGACAGGCGCAGUGAGCAUGAUGAAAAAGACCUUGAUUUUAGAGAAAUUGUUUCAGUCAUUAAGUCAGAAGAAGUAUAAUAUUCUUCUUCAUAUAAGUGAUAGAGAAGAGAAGAUGAAUGAGAAGACUAAUGAAGAGAAGACAGAUAAGAAUGAGAUGAAAGAAAAUAAUGAAGAUAAAGAGUUAGAAUUUCAGACAGAGAAACUGAAAGUAGAAGCUGAAUAG